UUUCUUCCUGUCAGUCUAAAAAAAGGAGUAGAGUGAACCUUCGUCUGUUCAAAGUCUUCACACUGUCACCUCCAACAGCAUCACUGAAAGGACUCUCUGCAGAUUGUUCAGAGUAAAAUAUAAAUAUUUUUGGUUUCAGUAAAAGUCUGAGAAAAGCUUAAGGAGAGUCGACAGACUGAACUGUGCAGAAAUGACAUCUGUGAUCGGACUGUUGCUGAUGCUGAUCACAGUCACUGAUGGUGUGGUGACCCACUGUGAUGGCAGACAGAAUGGAGCUCAGUGUUAUGGAGCUUUGGGAGGAACUGUUUCUCUCCAGCUGAUGGACGACUUCUCAGGAAUACAUAGAUACCAGGUGAAAGCUAAAAACGUGACUGUACUAUCAGGAGGAAAAAAACAACAACCUGUGAUUAUGAGAAAGGACAGAUCUUCAUUUAUUCCCUCUAAUGGAACAUUUUGGAUCCAUAACCUGAGCAGGAAUGACAGUGGUGAAUAUAGACUUACAACACAUGAUUCAAAUGGAAAACUGAUAGAAAACCGCACCCUACAGUUAUUAGUUCAAGCUCCUGUGUCCUCCGUCUCGCUGGUCUCUGAGUGUUUGUCUCAGGGAGAGAUGAAGGUGUCCUGCUCCUCUGAGGGAGGGGACAGUCCUCAGUACAGGUGGACUCUGAAUGGAAAGUCACUGACAGAAGCUAAGCUGCUUUCUGGAAACAAGCAGACAAACAUCAUCACUUUGAAACAACACGUCUCAGGACGUCUGGUCUGCUCCUCCUGGAACCACGUCAGCUCUGCUUCUAAAGAGAUAAACAUCAAUAACUGUGGUUUCAUUUACAUAGACUGCACCAUUAAUGGGACGAAGAUAUCAAAGUGGGUGUUUAAGGAAAAUAACACUCUGUGUGUUGAACCAACAACAGAGAAACAAAGCAUUAUGGUUGGUGUUCUGUCUGCUCUAUUAAUCUUCUUACUAGUUGGAAUCGCAAUGAUUUGUACCAGGAAGAAAACACCCAUUGUAAAAGCAGAGGUAGGCGAUCAAGAGCUCAUCUACACUGAUGUCAGGAUUGUGAAACAGCAGAGCAAAAAACUGACACGAAAGCCUUGUGAAGACGUGGAUGUGGAGUACGGCCAGGUCAAGUUCAGGGAGCGACCUCAGCACAUGGACACUGCUGCAGAUGUUUACGCAAUGGUCCAAAAAAGACAGGGGACCUGAGAGGCUAAAAAGAACUGCAUUACUGCAGCAGAAGGAGGGAAAGCAGCAGGAGAAGAUUUUGCUUUUGUGUAGAGGAAUUUAAUAUAGAGAAAAAAAAACCCACAAAACCUGUUUUUGUUGCUUGUAGCUUUAUGAAGUUUUUUCAUUUCUUUAACAUUUUUGUGCUCUCAGUGCAUGUUUGUAUGCAGCAGGGACACUUUUCUGUUUAAUUAUAAGGAUUUUUUAUCCAUUUUUAGUACUAUUUUAUACAAUAAAUAUUCACCUUGUCUGUAUAUUUAAAAGAUUUUUAAAAGUAUUUUUAAUACAUUAGAAGAAAAAUAGAUGCAUAGGUUGCACAUAAAUUACACUCAACUUUU
Messenger RNA from Oryzias latipes (Japanese medaka), 1560 nucleotides. RefSeq lists its product as uncharacterized. Gene Ontology annotation, cellular component: membrane. The record is from RefSeq and is a predicted model, not a curated record. Lineage: Eukaryota; Metazoa; Chordata; Actinopteri; Beloniformes; Adrianichthyidae.